UGAAGAUCCGACGCCGAAAGGACACGGAGCGAUGUUGCAGCACGCGGUCACGGUCGUCGGGCUGCUGCUCGCGACGCCCGUCCUAGCGUUCCACUGCGCACUCGUGGCCAAGACAGAAGGCUACCAGUCGCAGUACUCGGUCAACGUCUCGAUUGGCACGCCAUCUCAGACGUUCGAUCUCAUCAUCGACACGGGGUCGUCCGACCUCUGGGUGCAAGGUACCGACUGCACGCAGUGCUAUGUCGGCCCCAAGUUCAACUCGUCGCAGUCGUCGACGUUUGUGCCGGGCUGCGCUCGCGGCAGUUGCGACAACACGCUCGCGUAUGGCUCAGGCGUCUCGACUGCGCGCGUCGGCCAAGACCGCAUUGCGCUCAAUGGAGUGCCGCUCGUGGACCUCGUGCAGUUUGGCGUCGUGUACAGCGAGGACGCGAGCAUCACCAACGUCCUACAAAACAGCGGCAUCCUUGGCCUCGGCUUUAGCGCCAUGUCGUUCUUUACACACCCGAGCCCCGUCGAGUACAUCUCGGACUUUGCCUUGUACCUCGAUGGCACGAACAAGAGCGUGCUCUCCGUGAACCAAGUGCUCGACAAAUACGCGGGGCCGCAUGUCGCGUGGUCGACCAUUCCAGUCGAAGAGCUGGAGGGUCUCUACACGUACUGGACCGUGGGCCUGCCUGAAGCGACGUUUGGAUCCACGCAGCUCUGCGGCAGCACCAAAAAUCGAUGCCAAGCAGUGCUGGACAGUGGCACGGGCUUUAUCGCGAUCCCGCCGCAGCUUUGGAUCGCGGUGCUGGGGGAGCUUCAGCAAGCUGGCUGCAUCAUGCUCAACCGCGGCGGCCCCUUUGAGUGCAUGUCGAUGGCGUCCUUGCCGACGUUCCAGCUUGUCUUGGGCACGCUGCAAGGCUACAAGGUGACGAUCGAGCCGAGCAUGUACGCGUUUCCAGUCGAAGGCGCCAGCACGGUGCUCGUCGGGCUCAUUGAGAGUCCGCUGAACCUGUGGAUUCUCGGCAGUCUCUUCCUCCAGUACUACUACACGCGCUUCGACAUUGCAAAGAAGCAAGUGCAAAUGAUCUCGCUUGUUGAAGCGCCAAAGGAGCUGGUGCCCGUGCCGAUCGCGGCCGCGGACCAGCCUUCGUACUUUGAUCAAAUCUACGACGAGACGUACAUGGAGCACCUCAUGGUGCUCUUCAUUGUGGGGGCGAGCGCCUUUAUGAUCUACACCCUCCUCUUCCGACAGCCGCAGCGGUCCAAGUACGAGCACGGCUACGUCCCUGACGAUGUGCUCCUCGCCAAGCUCCUCUCCGACCAGCCGCCGCGCCGACGCUAAGUAGCACAAGAUAGCAUCAAUGUACCAUACGUCAAUGUGAUAAACCGCACCCCCGCCCA
This is a messenger RNA of Saprolegnia diclina VS20, 1386 nucleotides long. RefSeq lists its product as hypothetical. The record is from RefSeq and is a predicted model, not a curated record. NCBI's taxonomy places the organism in Eukaryota, Oomycota, Saprolegniomycetes, Saprolegniales, Saprolegniaceae. The coding region runs from base 32 to 1327 and encodes 431 amino acids. Gene Ontology annotation, biological process: proteolysis. The transcript has 9 exons. Gene Ontology annotation, molecular function: aspartic-type endopeptidase activity.